Messenger RNA from Brassicogethes aeneus, 309 nucleotides. NCBI's taxonomy places the organism in Eukaryota, Metazoa, Arthropoda, Insecta, Coleoptera, Nitidulidae. The record is from the annotation of a GenBank genome assembly.
AUGACGGCCGAAAUUGUGGAAAAACGUGAAGUUAUCGCGCCAGAGGCUCAGGAAAAAGACAUCAUGCCAGAAGCCAUCAAAUCUGACGCCGUGAAGACCGCCCCCUUCGAUCCGCGUUUCCCCAACACCAAUCAGACUCGCUACUGCUACCAAAGCUACAUCGAUUACUACCGCUGUCAAAAAGUCAGGGGCCAGAACUACAAGCCCUGCGAAUAUUUCAGCAAAGUGUUCCACUCCGUUUGCCCCAACGCCUGGAUCGAGAAAUGGGACGGCCAGAGGGAGGAGGGAACAUUCCCCGGCAAUAUUUAA